UCCAUCUUCAGUCUAGGGGCGAAAGAAACAACCAAACAAACCGUUUUCCAGCGGAGCUCGUGCCUUCACACAGCGGCAGCCGGACACGUUGAGGCCGGUGACGUCAGAGUAACCAGCCCGCCGUGUUGCCGGGGAAGAUAAUGUAGUUUAUCUGUGUGUUUAUCAGGUAUAACCGUCUCUGGUUCAGACCACCAGGUACGACUUCUUUGAUUCUUCCCUGAGAUCAAUAACUUCAAAUUGGCUGAAAUGGAUGAACAAAGUGUUGAGAGCAUCGCUGAAGUGUUCCGCUGCUUCAUCUGCAUGGAGAAGCUGAGGGACGCUCGCCUCUGCCCCCACUGCUCCAAGCUCUGCUGCUUCAGCUGCAUCCGGCGCUGGCUGACGGAGCAGAGAGCUCAGUGUCCUCACUGCCGCGCUCCUCUGCAGCUCAGGGAGCUGGUGAACUGUCGCUGGGCGGAGGAGGUGACCCAGCAGCUGGACACGCUGCAGCUGUGCAGCCUCAGCAAGCACGAGGACAACGACAAGGACAAGUGUGACGGCCACCUGGAGAAGCUGAGUGUGUUCUGCUGGACCUGUAAGAAGUGCAUCUGUCACCAGUGUGCUCUGUGGGGGGGCAUGCACGGUGGCCAUACCUUCAAGCCUCUGGUGGAGAUCUACGAGCAGCACGUGACCAAAGUGAAGGAGGAGGUGGCCAAGCUGCGGCGCCGCCUCAUGGAGCUCAUCAGCCUGGUGCAGGAAGUGGAGAGGAACAUGGAGGCCGUCCGGGGAGCGAAGGACGAGCGCGUGAGAGAAAUCCGAAAUGCGGUGGAGAUGAUGAUCGCCCGCCUGGACAACCAGCUGAAGAACAAACUCAUCACGCUCAUGGGCCAGAAGACGUCCCUGACGCAGGAGACGGAGCUGCUGGAGUCGCUGCUGCAGGAGGUGGAGCACCAGCUUCACUCGUGCAGUAAGAGCGAUCUGAUCUCCAAGAGCCCCGAGAUCCUGCUGAUGUUCCAGCAGGUGCACAGGAAGCCCAUGCAGUCCUUCGUCACCACGCCGGUGCCCCCCGACUUCACCAGCGAGCUGGUUCCAGCCUACGACUCCAGCACUUUUGUUCUGGUCAACUUCAGCACCCUCAGGCAGCGGGCUGACCCGGUCUACAGUCCUCCUCUGCAGAUAUCCGGCCUCUGCUGGAGACUCAAAGUCUACCCGGACGGGAACGGCGUGGUCCGGGGGAACUACCUGUCCGUGUUCCUGGAGCUGUCGGCUGGACUCCCUGAAACAUCAAAGUACGAGUACCGCGUGGAGAUGGUCCACCAGGCCUCCAGCGACCCGACCAAGAACAUCAUCCGUGAGUUUGCCUCUGACUUCGAGGUGGGUGAGUGUUGGGGCUACAACCGCUUCUUCAGGCUGGACCUGCUGGCCAGUGAGGGCUACCUGAGCACGACGAGCGACACGCUGGUGCUGAGGUACCAGGUUCGCUCGCCCACCUUCUUCCAGAAGUGCCGAGACCAGUACUGGUACAUCAGCCAGCUGGAGUCGGCCCAGAGCGGCUACGCCCAGCAGAUCACCAACCUCAAGGAGAGGUUGGCCAUCGAGCUGUUUCGCCGCCAGACGUCCCGUAGCUCCUCCCCCCCCGACAUGAGGCUCGCCGCCGGCCCCACGGCCUCGGAGAGAGACGGCCGCUCGGCGAAGAGCGACGACGACUUCCAGACGGCGAAGAAAGACCACGAGGAAGAGGAGCGGACGCAGCAGGACGACUCCAACGAGCUGUCUGACGGGGACCUGGAGGUGGACUGCCUGACGGAGGAGGAGGUGAACCCGCUGGACGGCAGCAGCACCUCGGGGAGCUCCACGGCGACCAGCAACACGGAGGAGAACGACAUCGACGAGGAGACCAUGUCGGGAGAGAACGACGUCGACUUCAUCGGCCACCUGGACACGGAGGAAGGAGAACUGCCCGACGACCUGGUGGGAGCCUCAGGAGGAUCCGCCGUGCGUUCUCUCCAUCGUAGCUCCGCCUCUCGCGGCGGGGGAGGAGCUCCGUGCGGCGCCGUGGGCCCGGGGGGCGGCGGCCUCAUGGAGAUCGACCCGGUGAUCCUGAUCCAGCUGCUGGACCUGAAGGAGCGGCGCAGCGUGGAGUCUCUGUGGGGCCUCCAGCCCCGCCCACCGGGGCCCCUGCUGCACAGCCACGCUCCUCAUCUUCACUCCAGGAAGGACCGGGACCGGCGGCCUCAGGCGGUGCGGCGCUCCGCUCCGGACUCGGGGGUCCUGAUCCGCCUCAAGGCCCAGAUGGCCGAGCUCCGCAGCAAGAUGGCCGACGCCAAGAGCCAGUUGCCGGAGCCCCGGGGGCCCGCGGAGCCCCGGGGGCCCGCGGAGGAGGUCACCGCCCACCUCGCCGACUCUGAGAUGACCGCCUGCCGCAAGGCCGUCGAGCAAGACCUCCUGGGGAGGGCCGGCGCUGCUCGGUCCAGACCCGGUCGGCCCGCCAGGAAGUCUGUGUCUCCGGUGCUGGACGGCAGCUCCCUGGUGAUGAAGAGGAGGAGUCCAGAGGAGGAGGAGAAGGAGCUGAGAGAGCUCAGCCUGCAGCUCAAGGAGGUGCUGGCGGCGGCAGAAGGGGCCCUGGCGCCCGACGGCCCCCUGGGGCCCCCGGUGUCUCCCUGCCAGGCGGAGCAGCAGCUGUUCGGGGCCUCGGGCCCCCGGGACGACGUCUUCUCCCUGGGGGGGCCGAGCUACAUGACCGGGGCCAAGAGCUGCGGCAGUCGGGCCCUCGGGGCGGCCACGUUGGACCGUGACUCCGAUCGUUCCCUCCUGGAGGAACCUUCUGCUCCAUCGCUGUCACAGCGAGAUCCGUCGCCGUCCGUCUUGGCGGCGCCGGCGAGCAGCGACAGCGAGGACGAAGCGCUGCGGAGCAACGACUCUCGCUACGACAACCAGACCCCGCCCUGCUCAGGAGAGCAGCUUCUGUGUGACGACGUCAGUCUACCUGCUGACAGGUGAUUCCUCCUAGAACAACAACAACCCACAGCGCUUUCUCCUCACACACACACACACACACACACCUAUCUGUUACAUCUGUAGAGGAGAGACUUACUGUCCAUGAAGUCGAAUCGAGCUUCAUGACUGGCGGUCGUUGCGAUUGCGGAAUAUCGGUGUGAAUACAGUGCCGCUGGCCCUUUAAGAGCUCCUUUUCAAACUGGACUCUCUCCGUUGACUCAUUGUAUUUCUAAUGAGGGGCGAGAGGUGCUGUUGGUUCUUUCUCGGCCAGUUCAGAUAAAACAACAACACAGCUGUUUGUGCAGCGGGAUCUCAAAGUCUUUUACAAACCAGAACCGUCACCUGGUCGUCACACCUGAGUAAACGAGGCCGACAGCCGGCAGCGAGAGUCUGAGGAGGAGAGGCCUCCGCUCCGUCAACACGAGCCGCUGCUGGUCCAGACCGCCUGGUCCGGACCGCCUGGUCCGGGUCUCACUCCUUCACUGGAGUCUGCGUUCUUAUUUAUUUUCUUCCUUCUUGAGGUCGAAGCUUAAAAGCUUGUUUCUGUUCAUUUAUGUAAAUGUCUUCUCCCGCUUAAUUGUGUGUGUGUGUGUGUGUGUGUGUGUGUGUGUGUGUGUGUGUGUGUGUGUGUGUGUGUGUGUGUGUGUGUGUGUGUGUGUGUGUGUGUGUG
Molecule: messenger RNA, 3643 nt
Organism: Pseudoliparis swirei
Lineage: Eukaryota; Metazoa; Chordata; Actinopteri; Perciformes; Liparidae
Gene: trim37
Product: tripartite motif containing 37
Exons: 25
Coding region: 247-2976 (909 amino acids)
Biological process (GO): negative regulation of centriole replication; protein autoubiquitination
Cellular component (GO): peroxisome; aggresome
Molecular function (GO): tumor necrosis factor receptor binding; ubiquitin protein ligase binding; ubiquitin protein ligase activity
Source: RefSeq, a predicted model, not a curated record